Molecule: messenger RNA, 1067 nt
Organism: Xylaria bambusicola
Lineage: Eukaryota; Fungi; Ascomycota; Sordariomycetes; Xylariales; Xylariaceae
Exons: 2
Source: RefSeq, a predicted model, not a curated record
ACUAAAUCGCCAGGCAACAACUCCCGCUUCACGACUUCAUCUUUUCGUCAAGCCGACAAUCAAGGAAUCAUAUUUAUCAAAGAGGACAUAGAGACUCGUUACGUAAGUACUCCCUAGGAGUUGAGAGGCCAUCGGUUAUCCUGUUUUCUUCAUUUCCUCGAGCCAUAGCCCGCAUAUAACUCGUAAGGAGCAAGUACUACUGCAUUGCUACUGCAUUGCUCGCCGCGCCUGCCUUGAUUGUCUUGGUACUGGGAGAGCUGCUGCUCAAAUAGAUUCAGCAUAAAAUUGCACGCUGCAUCUCGAAGACGUCAGCAUCUGCUACUUUCUUGUCCACGAGGGAACUAUAAAGGCUGAGAUACAUUCACUUGCCCUUCAAGAUGCCGAAUACUGUCUUCCUCUAUCUACUGCGUUAAAAUCCCCCCCAAUAGACACCUACCUGUACGACGUAUUGGAAUCUCCAUCAGUGCGUGGAAUAAGAUAGUCGCACCUCGCAGAGCCGGUUAAUUCUACAAUAUAAAUUGAUCUCCUAAUCCAGAUGUCUGAUUCCCUGCAUCGCAUCCAUUUUCCUUUUCGAAAUCCCGUUGUAAUACCUUGGGAGCGCGGUUUGGAGAUGCUGCAUCAAAAUUUCACACGCGUCAUCGAUUCAAUCGGCGCUUGCCUGGGCUUCACGGCAGCAAACCCCAUCGACUCAGAAACUCCCGAUAUCCCAGCCGAGCCGCGCGCGGAUUCGAGUCUCACAAGAUGCUUAGAAGCUCUCUUCCUUAGCGCUGACCCAUAUGCCUACCUGUAUCGAAGCAACGGAAACAACCCGACUUCAUCCAAGGCCUUGAACAAGAGACAGCCGGUGUUGAAACCUACCAAGGGCACUGGAGGUGUUCGGGACCCUUCUCUGGUCCAAGGAGGUGGCGAUGAGGCAGGCAAGAAAUGACAAAUUGAGAUGCCGCACAACGGACCGGAAGCAGAGGGAUUUUCGUGUGGGAGAGCGCGAAUCGGGUGAGUUUCAACAAUGAGCGCCUGGUUAUCGUAGAAGAUGGAACGGUAGGCAUGGUUUGGGACCCAAGAAGAGG